UCCCUCUCCCCUCUCUGACUCUCUUCUCCCCCUCGCCCGAGCGCCAUGAGAGAAUCCACCAUCCUCCCCAAUUCCCCACCUCUCUCUCCGCCGCUCAGCGCCCGCGAUCUCCACCAGCGACAGCAGAUGGAGCAGUACUUCCCCGACGGGCACCACGUGCGGCUGCGGAGCCGCAUGCUGGGCACGUACCUCCACGCCGACCCCGACGGCCAUGGCGUCUCCCUCCGCCGGCGCCGGGACUCCCCGAACGCCGCGUGGACGGUGCACCUGGUCCAAGGGAACCAGAAUGUCCGGUACCUUCUCCUGCACGGCGCCGCCCACGGCCGCUACCUCGCCGCCACCGCCUGCCCGGCCCCGCGCGGACACCGCGGGCUCCGCGUCGCGCAGCGCGACUACGACGCGCCGCAGACGGCGUACAUCAUGUGGAGGACAGUGGGCUCGAGCGACGGGGCCGGGGACGACGUCGUUCUCCGCAACGCCGCCCCCGGCUGCGGCUGCCUGCGCGGCAACGGGAGGAGGAACCUCCGCUGGAACCAUGGCGUCACCGUCGACGAAGUCUUCGACGGCCUCAGAGAGAAGAUGUUCAUGUACUGGGUCGUGGAGCCCGUACCUGCGAGAGAUGGCUUGCCUGCCGUUCCACGUCCGACUGGGAUCCCCAUCCCCAGAAGCCUUGCCGUGCUGUUGCCAGGGCGGCGCAUCCUGUACUGGCAGGCGAACGCCGACGGGGUAUGUGCUGACGAUGGCUGGCCACCCUUGUUCGUGUUCAGGGGGAGGUCAGCGUUCCACCUGAGGAACGAGCUGGUCAGCCGGGUGGGCCACUCCGACUUCGUCAUGUGCAUCCGAGCCGGCUUCUAUGGGCGGCUGACCCCACUCGUCGUCGACCUGCCACGCAGCCGCCACGGCAGAACCAUCCACAUCGUCGUCGUCAUGACCGGGACGCCAGCUGCAGCUGAGCUGCGAUACCCGGACGUCAAUGCAGAGUAGAGGAACAUCAGAGCAGCCGAGCAGGACGCCUGGCAAUCUACUCACAGUUCACCUCUUCAGAAGUAUCGCCUCCUCGGACACCACAACAUAGAGAACUGGAGGUCUAGGUUUUGCAUACAGAUAUCGGUAGAGAAAAACUCAGUAGGUCUUGUGUUUCUACUAGCUAAACUUGAUCCAAUUCUCAUGACAGGAGGAAUCUGUUUGUUUUGGAUUCUGCAGUUCUGAAUUUUUUCACAAAGUAUCAAGUAGAAUGGCUGGCAUUGAUUGUAGUGGUUGCACAC
Brachypodium distachyon (stiff brome) is the source of this 1265-nucleotide messenger RNA. RefSeq lists its product as uncharacterized. Bases 46 to 984 code for a protein of 312 amino acids. NCBI's taxonomy places the organism in Eukaryota, Viridiplantae, Streptophyta, Magnoliopsida, Poales, Poaceae. The transcript is spliced from 3 exons. The record is from RefSeq and is a predicted model, not a curated record.